Messenger RNA from Lentinula edodes (shiitake mushroom), 369 nucleotides. RefSeq lists its product as uncharacterized. The record is from RefSeq and is a predicted model, not a curated record. The coding region runs from base 1 to 369 and encodes 122 amino acids. The transcript is spliced from 2 exons. Lineage: Eukaryota; Fungi; Basidiomycota; Agaricomycetes; Agaricales; Omphalotaceae.
AUGAUUCCUGACAUCCCACCCAAUUAUCCUCCAGCGCGCCCCGACCUCAAGGCUUUCCGACCUCCCAAAUCCCAAUCGAAAAUAGCUUAUUGGGUAUGGCGGGUGCACAUGUGGAUAGAAGGGACAUUUUCGCUGGCUAUGCUCGAGCCUUGGGAGAAACUUCUGCUUUUGAUCAUCUUCCUCACAACUUUCACACUUUUGGCUACUGGCAUUGUUCGAUACCUCCCGCACCAUAUUUCAGUCAUGAAAGGCCGGGCUGUGUACUACCUGUGGGGAAGCGAAAGUGGGGAGAGUCCGGUAUUUCAAUGGCUUGGGAAGACUGCUGGUUCCAAUGGUGGUAAUCCCGGAAUACCAAUGGGAGAGCUGUAG